This is a messenger RNA of Racocetra persica, 647 nucleotides long. The record is from the annotation of a GenBank genome assembly. Lineage: Eukaryota; Fungi; Glomeromycota; Glomeromycetes; Diversisporales; Gigasporaceae.
AAGCUGAGAUUAGGAGUAAUUUAAUUAGAGAACAAAAUGAGAAAAUUAACCAACAAACUAACCAGUUAACUAAUUAUCAAAAUCUUUUAAGAAUUGCGGAAGAGAAUUUGAAAAAGGCACAAGGGAUUAUUCAGCAAAAAGAAAAACAAUUGGAGCAAUUGGAAAAAGAGAAAAAUCUCAUUAGUGAGGAAUUAUCUUUAGCAAGUAGUAAAAUCCAAGAACUAGAAGCAACUUUAUUGGCGGCUAAUUCUAAAAUAGGGCAAUUGGAGGCAAGAAUUGGGGAGUUGGAAAGUAAGGGGGAUAAUUCAGAUGAGUUGGAAAAGUUGAAAAAAGAGCUGAACCAAGCUAAACAACAACAAGCCAGCGAGAAAAGCAAAUCCCAAAGUGAGAUAAAAAGGUUGCAGAGUGAAUUAACUAACGCUAGAAAACGGGAGGAGGAGUUGGCAGGGAAAAUUAAAGAAUUGGAAAAAAAGCAAGCCAAAACCCAAGAAGUAACUACUGGAAAAAUUUUAUUGCUGUUAGGAAUUGUUUUCUUUUUUACUCCUCCUAAAAAAGAGAAAAGCAAGCCUUCCCAGGAAGAAUUAUUAUGGGAAGAGGAAAAAGCAAGAGCGAGAAGGGAGAGUGAAGCCGAGCAAAAUAAAGAAUGA